Molecule: messenger RNA, 492 nt
Organism: Parastagonospora nodorum SN15
Lineage: Eukaryota; Fungi; Ascomycota; Dothideomycetes; Pleosporales; Phaeosphaeriaceae
Exons: 2
Coding region: 1-492 (163 amino acids)
Source: RefSeq, a predicted model, not a curated record
AUGACAGGAAUACUCACAACCGCGCGCCUCGUGUUCAAAGAUACUUCAGCUCGCGAGAAAGCCAUCGAAGCAUUUCGGAAGAUCAUCGCCUUCACAACGUCCAACGAACCGGAAGUACUGCAAUAUGUCUGUGCGUUGCCCGUUGAAGAUAAGUCGGGGACGGAUAUAUACAUGAUCGAAGAAUAUGCCAACCAAGCAGCAAGCGAUGCACACUUGGCAACAAAGCCUGUGCAAGAUUUGAUACAACUAUUCACUACAGGAGAUGUACUUGCUGGACCUCCCGAAGUUCACAACUGCCCCGUUCAGCACAAAAAAAGCCUUGGGCAGCCGCUUUUGGUGUCGUCUAAUCCCGGAAUCGUUCUUUUACAUUCGACAUCUACCGGAGCCGACGCUUGGGCAAAAGCGGUUGAGGACAUCAACGAAUUGAGUUUCAGUGCAGUCGUGGAAGACGACGAGACUAAAGGAGUCCCGGUUGGAAUUGAUUUUCGAUAG